This is a messenger RNA of Lucilia sericata (common green bottle fly), 1044 nucleotides long. RefSeq lists its product as uncharacterized. NCBI's taxonomy places the organism in Eukaryota, Metazoa, Arthropoda, Insecta, Diptera, Calliphoridae. The transcript is spliced from 2 exons. The record is from RefSeq and is a predicted model, not a curated record. The coding region runs from base 1 to 1044 and encodes 347 amino acids.
AUGAGGCAUGAUGAUUCAUCAGGUAACGUUGACGUGACAUCUUUUGAUGCUGAUAACCAGAAUAGGUUCUCCAAAUUGGGUGAUUUGGAUUUUAUGGAAUCGGGCAAUGAGGAGAACGUAUUCUCCAAACAUACCGACAAUACCAAAAAUCACACCAAUGAGGCCACCACAACUGAUUGCCCCACAGAGGCCAGGAGAAAGUUUUGCCCACCGAUUUUCCUUUUCGACCAGAAUAUAAAGGCUCUGGCAGCUCAAUUAGAGGCAAGGACACCGAAAAUUCAUUUUAAGAUAAAGAAUGUGAAUCACCGCAAGAGCAAAAUGUAUUUCUCGGACGCAGCUGUACAUUCGAAGAUUAUGGCAAUACUAAGGGAAAAGAAAAUCAACUCAUAUUCCUUUACCCCAAAGGAAUUGGAGCAGAUAUCGCUGGUUCUUCGUGGCCUUGAUUUUAGAACGUCAGCUGAGGAAAAUCACUAUGAGACUGGCCUGUUUCUUGUUACCCUUCAUCCCGGAAGGAAUAUUGAUGAUAUUAAGCAUAUAAAAAGCGUCUCGAGUCAGAUCAUAUCGUGGGAGAAACCUAAGAAUAAACUAAAGGAAAUCCAAUGUCGUAGUUGCCAGCACUGGGGGCACAUCGCGAAGAAUUGUAACGCUGCAUUUAAAUGCGUCAAAUGCGAUCAAGAUCACGAGCCUGGCAACUGCCUGAGAGUAAAUCAAGAUGGCACUCAACCAGCAUGUGUGAAUUGUGGUGAAGUUGUCCACCCGGCUAAUUGGAGAGGUUGCAGCGCCUAUAAGAAAUACGUUGAAAUGAAACGACAAAGAAUGAGAAAAUCUCAGGAGGAAAAGGAGAUUGCCAAGAACAAUGUGAGGAACAUGGCAACCUCAUUUAUUUCUCCGGGUAAAUCAUUUGCUAACCUCUUUCACAAGGAUAAGAACAGGGUGAAAACAUCGAUCGUCGACGAAUUUCUUAAACUAACUAAUUACUUUAUGGUACCGGAAGAACUUACCAUUGAACAAGAAAUUGAAAAAUUCCUUAAAGAAUACCGCUAA